This is a messenger RNA of Caenorhabditis sp. 36 PRJEB53466, 6631 nucleotides long. Lineage: Eukaryota; Metazoa; Nematoda; Chromadorea; Rhabditida; Rhabditidae. The record is from the annotation of a GenBank genome assembly.
AUGUCGCUCGAAUACGAGAAGGACCCAGGAUGGCAAUUCCUGAAGAGAAGUCGAGAGCAGCAGCUCACGGUACGUUUCCAACUUUUUGUUCUUUUUUUUUAAACACUUUUCGUUCGUUCUGUAACUUGCCCAUUCACAAUGAUUGGACUAAUUUCUGAACUUCUCUUUUACUCAAAGUAAAACAAUCCCAGCUGACUAGAACUAAGUUAACCAUUUUUCGAUGUUCUCGUUUAUUUUCCAUUUCCAUUGUAGGAUCAAUCCCGUCCGUACGACUCGAAGAAGAACGUGUGGAUUCCGGAUGCGGAAGACGGAUACCUUGAGGGAGAGAUCAAGGGUCCCGGACCGAAGGCCGACACCCUCAUCGUCACUGCCGGGGGAAAGGACGUGACUCUGAAGAAGGACCUCGUCCAGGAAAUGAACCCUCCAAAGUUCGAGAAGACCGAGGACAUGUCCAACCUGACUUUCCUCAACGACGCCUCCGUCCUCUACAAUCUGCGUGCUCGUUACGCCGCCAUGCUCAUCUACGUAAGUGAAAAACAGACAAGGCGGUCGGAAAAGAGACUGCUUGUUGAAUAGACAAACAGAGUGCGCCCGCCCACGCAAAAAGUGGCAAAACGUUAUCAUUGAGUGUUGAAUCUCGAGUGGAUCCACCGCGAGAGACAGUGCGCAACGCCCGCAAAAAAAGAGAACAAGCAGGAAGAGGGAAAGAAGGAAACGGCUGAAAUUACAGACAUACUCCGGACUCUUCUGUGUCGUCAUCAACCCGUACAAGCGUCUUCCGAUUUACACCGACUCGGUGGCGCGCAUGUUCAUGGGCAAGCGUCGUACUGAGAUGCCGCCGCAUUUGUUCGCCGUCUCUGACCAGGCCUACCGUAACAUGCUUCAGGACCACGAGAACCAGUCUAUGCUUAUUACCGGAGAAUCCGGAGCCGGAAAGACUGAGAACACCAAGAAGGUUAUCUGCUACUUCGCCACCGUCGGAGCCUCACAGAAGGCGGCUCUAAAGGAGGGAGAGAAGGAGGUCACCCUUGAGGACCAGAUUGUCCAGACCAACCCUGUGUUGGAGGCUUUCGGUAAGUGAAAAAGAGCAUGAAUUGGGAUUUGUGAUAGUAGAUAUUAUGUCUUGGAAGGAGAUGACGGAUCAUCUUUAUUGACCGCUUUCUUGCUUUCUUGCACUUCUCUUGCACAUAUUUCACAAAUUCUAACGUUUCGGCUCAGAUGCCAUCUUCAGAGGUGUAAUCAAAGUAGAUAUUAUCUUACAGGUAAUGCCAAGACCGUCCGUAACAACAACUCUUCCCGUUUCGGAAAGUUCAUCCGUAUCCACUUCAACAAGUACGGAACCCUCGCCUCUUGCGAUAUCGAGCACUGUGAGUUGAAUUAUUAUUCGGACGGCAUCGAUCAUCGUCGUUUUCAGAUCUUCUCGAGAAGUCUCGUGUCAUCCGUCAGGCUCCAGGAGAGCGUUGCUACCACAUCUUCUACCAAAUCUUCUCGGACUUCAAACCAAAACUCCGCGAGGAGCUUCUUCUCAACAAGCCGAUUUCGGAGUACUGGUUUGUUGCUCAGGCCGAACUUCUCAUUGAUGGUGAGCACCUCCUGUGUUCCUGCCGGCUCUUUAAUGUUUGCGUAUUCAGGACUCAAUGAUGCUGAGGAGUUCCAACUGACCGACGAGGCGUUCGACAUUCUCAAAUUCUCGCCCACCGAGAAGAUGGAUUGCUACAGACUCAUGUCUGGUCACAUGCACAUGGGUAACAUGAAGUUCAAGCAACGCCCACGCGAGGAGCAGGCCGAGCCGGACGGUCAAGAUGACGCCACGAGGGCUUGUGCCAUGUUCGGAGUCGAUACCGAUCAGUUCCUGAAGGCGUUGGUCUCGCCAAGAGUGAAGGUCGGAACCGAAUGGGUCUCCAAGGGACAGAACGUCGAGCAGGUCAACUGGGCCAUCGGAGCCAUGGCAAAAGGACUCUACGCCCGCGUCUUCAACUGGCUCGUCAAGAAGUGUAACCUGACUCUUGACCAGAAGGGAAUCGACCGUGACUACUUCAUCGGAGUGCUUGAUAUUGCCGGAUUCGAGAUCUUCGACUUCAACUCCUUCGAGCAGCUUUGGAUCAACUUUGUGAACGAGAAGCUUCAGCAGUUCUUCAACCACCACAUGUUCGUUCUCGAGCAAGAAGAGUACGCCCGCGAGGGUAUCCAAUGGACUUUCAUCGAUUUCGGACUCGAUCUCCAGGCUUGUAUCGAGCUGAUUGAGAAGCCGCUCGGAAUCAUCUCGAUGCUCGACGAAGAGUGCAUCGUCCCGAAGGCCACUGACCUGACCCUUGCCCAGAAGCUCAUAGACCAACAUCUCGGCAAGCACCCGAACUUCGAGAAGCCGAAGCCGCCAAAGGGAAAGCAGGGAGAGGCUCACUUCGCCAUGCGGCACUACGCCGGAACUGUCCGAUAUAACGUGCUGAACUGGCUCGAGAAGAACAAGGACCCCCUCAACGACACGGUCGUCACUGUCAUGAAAGCGUCGAAGAAGAAUGACCUUCUCGUCGAGAUCUGGCAAGACUACACCACUCAGGAGGAGGCCGCCGCUGCAGCAAAGACAGGAGGAGGACGCAAGGGAGGAAAGUCCGGAUCGUUCAUGACCGUCUCCAUGAUGUACAGAGAGUCGCUCAACAAGCUGAUGACUAUGCUCCACAAGACUCACCCGCACUUCAUCCGUUGCAUUAUUCCCAACGAGAAGAAGGCUUGCGGAGUCAUUGACGCCUCUCUUGUGCUCAACCAACUGACCUGUAACGGAGUGUUGGAAGGAAUCAGAAUUUGCCGUAAGGGAUUCCCGAACAGAACCCUUCACCCAGACUUUGUCCACCGUUACGCCAUUCUCGCCGCCAAGGAGGCCAAGUCGUCUGACGACCCGAAGACCUGCGCCGGAUCUAUCCUUCAGGCGCUUAUCAACCAGAAGAAACUGAACGACGAACAGUUCAGAAUUGGACACACCAAGGUCUUCUUCAAGGCCGGAGUCGUCGCCCACAUUGAAGACUUGAGAGACGAGAAGCUCAACCAGAUCAUCACUGGAUUCCAGUCAGCCCUCAGAUGGUACCAAGCUGCCGCUGAUGCCGGAGCUAGACGCAAGCAGCUCAACUCCUACAUCAUCCUUCAGCGCAAUAUCCGUUCGUGGUGCGUACUCCGUACCUGGGAUUGGUUCUUGUUGUUCGGAAAGCUCCGCCCACAACUCAAAUGCGGAAAGAUGGCCGAGGAGAUGGCCAAGAUGGCCGAAGAGCAGAAGGUUCUCGAAAGCGAAGCCAAGAAGGCCGAGGCUGCCAGGAAGACCCAGGAAGAGGCUUACACCAAGCUGUCUGCCGAGAGAGCUAAGCUCUUGGAGGCUCUCGAGCUCACCCAGGGAGGAUCGGCCGCCAUCGAGGAGAAGCUGACUCGCCUGAACAACGCCCGCCAGGAGGUUGAGAAGGGACUCAACGAUGCCAAUGACCGUCUGUCGGAGCACGAGGAGAAGAACGCCGAUCUCGAGAAGCAACGCAGAAAGGCGCAGCAGGAGGUUGAGAACCUUAAGAAGUCGAUCGAAUCUGUCGAUGGAAACCUGAACAAGUCUCUGGAAGAGAAGGCCGCCAAGGAGAACCAGAUCAGAUCGCUCCAGGACGAGAUGAACUCUCAAGACGAGACCAUCGGAAAGAUCAACAAGGAGAAGAAGCUUCUCGAGGAGAACAACCGCCAACUCGUCGACGAUCUUCAGGCUGAGGAGGCCAAGCAGGCCCAGGCCAACCGACUCCGCACCAAGCUCGAGCAGACUUUGGACGAGAUGGAAGAGGCCGUCGAGAGAGAGAAGAGAAUCAGAGCCGAGACUGAGAAGUCGAAGAGAAAGGUGGAGGGAGAACUCAAGGGAGCUCAGGAAUCAAUCGAUGAGCUCACCGCCAUCAAGCUCGAGGCUGACGCUUCCCUCAAGAAGAAGGAGGCUGACAUCCACGCCAUCGGAGUCAGAAUCGAGGACGAACAGGCUCUCGCCAACAGACUGAUCCGUCAAUCCAAGGAAAACGCCCAGAGAAUCAUCGAAAUCGAGGAUGAGCUUGAGCACGAGAGACAAUCCCGCUCCAAGGCCGACCGCGCUCGUGCUGAGCUCCAGCGUGAGCUUGAUGAGCUCAACGAGAGACUUGACGAACAGAACAAGCAGCUCGAGAUCCAACAGGAGAACAACAAGAAGAAGGACUCUGAAAUCAUAAAAUUCCGCAGAGAUCUCGACGAGAAGAACAUGGCCAACGAAGAUCAGAUGGCGUUGAUCCGCAGAAAGAACAACGACCAAAUCGCCGACCUCACCAACACUUUGGAUGCUCUACAGAAGUCGAAGGCCAAGAUCGAGAAGGAGAAGGGAGUUCUUCAGAAGGAACUCGACGACAUCAACGCCCAGGUCGACCAAGAAACCAAGUCUCGCGUUGAGCAGGAGCGUCUUGCCAAGCAAUACGAAAUCCAGGUCUCUGAACUUCAACAGAAGGUCGACGAGCAGACGAGACAGAUCACCGAGUUCACCUCCACGAAGGGAAGACUCUCGAACGACAACUCUGAUCUUGCUCGUCAAGUCGAAGAGCUUGAGAUACACUUGGCAACCAUCAACCGUGCCAAGACCGCCUUCUCUUCCCAACUUGUCGAGGCUAAGAAGGCCGCCGAGGACGAGCUCCACGAGCGUCAGGAGUUCCACGCUGCCUGCAAGAACUUGGAGCACGAACUCGACCAGUGCCACGAGCUUCUUGAGGAACAGAUCAACGGAAAAGACGAUAUCCAACGCCAACUUUCGCGCAUCAACUCGGAAAUCUCGCAAUGGAAGGCUCGUUACGAGGGAGAAGGACUCGUUGGAUCCGAGGAGCUUGAGGAGCUCAAGAGAAAGCAGAUGAACAGAGUGAUGGACCUCCAGGAGGCUCUUUCCGCAGCCCAGAACAAGGUGAUCUCUCUGGAGAAGGCCAAGGGCAAGCUGCUCGCCGAGACUGAGGAUGCUCGUUCCGACGUUGACCGUCAUCUGACCGUGAUUGCAUCCCUCGAGAAGAAGCAGCGUGCCUUCGACAAGAUCGUCGACGACUGGAAGAGAAAGGUCGACGACAUCCAGAAGGAGAUCGAUGCGACCACUCGCGACAGCCGCAACACCUCGACCGAAGUGUUCAAGCUCCGUUCGUCGAUGGACAACCUCAGCGAGCAGAUCGAGACUUUGAGACGCGAGAACAAAGGAUUCUCCCAGGAGAUCCGCGACAUUAACGAGCAGAUCAGUCAAGGAGGACGUUCCUACCAGGACAUCCACAAGUUGGUCCGUCGUCUCGAACAAGAAAAGGACGAGCUGCAGCACGCUCUCGAUGAGGCCGAAGCUGCCCUCGAGGCCGAAGAAAGCAAGGUGCUCCGUCUCCAGAUCGAGGUCCAGCAGAUCCGUUCGGAGAUAGAGAAGAGAAUUCAAGAGAAGGAGGAGGAGUUCGAGAACACCCGCAAGAACCACCAACGCGCCCUAGAAUCCAUCCAGGCUUCCCUUGAGACCGAGGCUAAGAGCAAGGCCGAACUCGCUAGAGCCAAGAAGAAGCUUGAAACCGACAUCAACCAGCUGGAGAUUGCUCUUGAUCACGCCAACAAGGCCAACGUUGACGCCCAGAAGAACUUGAAGAAGCUGUUCGACCAGGUCAAGGAACUGCAGGGACAAGUGGACGACGAGCAACGCAGACGCGAGGAGAUCCGUGAGAACUACCUGGCCGCCGAGAAGAGACUCGCCGUCGCCCUCUCCGAAAGCGAAGACCUCGCUCAUCGCAUCGACGCCUCCGAGAAGCACAAGAAGCAGCUGGAGAUCGAGCAGGCUGAGCUCAAGUCCAACAACACCGAACUCAUCGGGAACAACGCCGCGCUUUCUGCCAUGAAGAGAAAGGUCGAGAACGAGGUUCAGAUCGCCAGAGUGAGUUCACAUGACUUCGUUUCUAGUCUGAAAAUUGUGAUUUGCAGAACGAAUUAGACGAGUACUUGAACGAACUGAAGGCUUCGGAAGAGCGUGCCCGCAAGGCCGCCGCCGAUGCCGACCGUCUGGCCGAGGAGGUCCGUCAGGAGCAAGAGCAUGCCACGCACGUCGACAGACAGCGCAAGGCUCUCGAGCUCAACGCCAAAGAACUGCAGGCUAAGAUUGAUGACGCUGAACGGGCCAUGAUCCAAUGUGAGUGAUCUGAAAGUUCUGGGAGCCAAAAGGAAUAUCUGUUUCAGUCGGUGCCAAGGCUCUUGCCAAGGUCGAGGAUCGUGUCCGCAGCUUAGACGCCGAGUUGCACUCGGAGCAACGAAGACACCAAGAGGCCGUGAAGGGCUUCACGAAGCAGGAGAGACGCGCCCGCGAGCUUCAAUUCCAGGUCGAGGAAGACAAGAAGGCGUUCGAUAGACUCCAAGAGAACGUCGAGAAGCUGCAGCAGAAGAUCCGCGUCCAGAAGAGACAAAUCGAAGAGGCAGUGAGUAGCUGAGAACUUUGGAACUUAAAUGAGAAAUGAGUGUUCAGGAGGAGGUCGCCACCCAGAAUCUGUCCAAAUUCCGACAGAUCCAACUCGCUCUCGAGAAUGCCGAAGAGCGUGCCGAGGUCGCCGAAAACUCGCUUGUCCGCAUGCGCGGUCAGGUUGUCCGUUCGGCCACCGCCAAGUAA